This is a messenger RNA of Diaporthe batatas, 2273 nucleotides long. RefSeq lists its product as uncharacterized. The record is from RefSeq and is a predicted model, not a curated record. Bases 192 to 935 code for a protein of 247 amino acids. The transcript is spliced from 2 exons. NCBI's taxonomy places the organism in Eukaryota, Fungi, Ascomycota, Sordariomycetes, Diaporthales, Diaporthaceae.
UCUUCACCAAAUACAUGACGCCUCCUGGCAGGCCAGUAAAUUCGAAAGAAGAACCUUGGAACUGUGAGAAGCCCAGACAGUGCGCUUUGCGAGUGCUCGGUGGUCUUCGUCGUCGACCAAACCGCCCAAACACAUCUCCAAAGGCCGCACCGUAAACCAAAAACAAUGAGGAGCAGUCUAAACUACCCACCAUGAGCCUAGCAGCCCAGAUCAACACCCAGCUCCGGGCCCUCAACCUCCCACCUCCAUCUCAACCAUGGCUGCAGGCGCUCAUCUCGGCCCGAGACCCUCCUCCUCCUCUCCCUUCGCUGGUCAUGACCGCCAAGACACGCCUUCUGGCCUCGGAUCUCACCACACCUGGUCUACUGGACCCCGACUCCAUGCCAGCCAUAUCGCUGCCGAGCGGGAUCACCAACUCAGCCGUAAAGGAAACUCGGCUGAGUCGUCAUGUCUACGUGCAGGUUGCCGAUAUUGAGGACCUCGCCAAGAGCAGGUGGGAGCAGGUCGAGGAACUCGAGGCCAUCGAGAGAGGCGAACAGACCCGGGGUAGAGAGGUGGUCCGCCUCCCCGCGAACGGUGGGGUUGUGGAUGAAGCUCAGGAUGGAACCGCCAGCGGGCCAGCACUGGCUAGAGCGCAGCCUGGACCUGCAGGAGCCGCUUCGAACAAGCCCACCCACCGCCUGAUCUUGCAGGACUGCAAAGGCCAGAAGAUUUAUGGGCUUGAGCUGACACGAAUCCCCAGGAUAGCCAUCGGGAAGCUCAACCUAGGCGAGAAAAUCUUGCUGAAAAAGGGCGCUGUUGUCGCCAGGGGAUCUGUUCUGCUGGAGCCCGAGACCUGUCAUAUUUUGGGCGGCAAGGUCGAUGCGCAACGCGCUUGGGUGACCACUAGGCUCGCCCGGUUGAGGGAAACGGUCAGACCGGCUCAGCAAGGCUGAAUGGACACAUGAUUUGUUUUCUUACAAUCAUGGACUCGAGCAGAUCCUACAAUGUACUGCACACACCUGUCCUGUGGACUGCUACAAGGGCCAAGGCCCUCCAUGAAUUUGGCUACUUCUUGCCUACAACACCCGCAAGAUCUUGCCACCCCGCCUUCAUCCACGGCGCCAGCACGAUUGAGAUCUGCGAGUUGAGAGCUCUCCCAGUCGAGCCGUAUGUCUUUGCCAGAUCCUCUGCACUGACUUCUCCCUUGGGUGGUAUGCUCUGAGACGCCACACGCACCGCCAUUUCUCUAGGAAAGUCUUCGCGAUCGCCUGCAAAAUCCCCGAGACUUGACCAGCCGUGUGCCAAAUGAGGGUACAGAAGGACGUCAGUCUGUGCUUGAACCAGCACUCCCUGCUCCGUGCCGGCCUCCACCAGGAGCGCAGCCGCUUGUAGAACCUCCCCUAUGUGAAACUGCUCUGCCGAUGUAGUGCGUUCGUUCGUCCGGAGCCUCUCCAACUCGAUGCGUACCGCGUCAACGCUUUCUUCGUCAUCAUCCAGGAUUCCCACGACACCCAGCAGGACAACUGAUUGCACGUGGUCAGGUCUGUCGCCAAUAACAUCGAAUAGCGAGCUGCGGGCCUUCUCCCGAGCAGACUCGGAUCCAGUUGCCCACAAGACCUGCGCAAGAAGACAAACGGCGUCGGGAUUGUUGUCUGAUUCCUGCAAGGCAGAAUCAAAGUAUACCACGGCCUCAUCUACGGUAUUCUGGUGGUAAUGGGCGAGACCCACCGUCAAGUGUGCAGAGAGCCUCGCCUUCUUUCGCUCUUCUGGAGUCAGCUCGUUGUCAGACUCAUCGCUGCUGAGCUGCAGCGCUGUCUCGCCGCAAUCAGCAGCCUGGUCAUAAGAGCCAAUAGCGAGAUAAGCCCUGGCGAGGUCCGCUUUCGCCAGUGCAAACCUCUUCAGAGACUGCGCAGACUCGGUCACCUCGUAGUCUGCUUCUAGCACCGAGCACAUCUCUUCCAGGGCUUGUGCCGACAGUCGAUGCUCAUGCGUUCGUUCUUGCAGCAAGGCGCACAGAUGCCCCAGGGCAAGUUUCUGCGGCCGCAGCGUUCGAACCUGGCCCAGUGCAAAGAUUGACUGGAUAAGGAUUGUUGUGUCGGUAUUCGCCACGUCCGUCAAGAUCUGAUCGAACACCGACGUGGAGAACUGCUGCCUUGAGAUCAACGAGGACGCUUCGGCGAUCUCCGUGGCAUGGGCAAAAAGACUUCGUGCUUCUUUUACGUCUCCAUAGAUCAAGGCGACAAGACCCUGGCCAAGCCAUGCGUGAGCAUAGUCGGGAUCCGUUGAUUGUG